CCAAGAAAACUCUGGCUAGGCCCCUGCAGCGGCUCACUCUGCUCCCCCGGGUCGGAGCCCCCCGGAGCAGAGCUCGGGCCUGCAGCGCGAAGCCGAGUGGAGAGCUUCUCGCCGGCGCAGCCCUCCCCGUGCUCGGCCGCCCACUUUCCAGGUCCCCCGAACCUGCCCGAGCAGAGCGAGCGAGCCGGGACCAACUCCGCCCCGGCUGCCUCCCGCUUCCCCGGCUCCGCUCUCCGCCCCCCGGGGGUCGCGCGCCCACGAUGCCGCAGGGCCCCGGCUCGCUGCUGCUGCUCGUGCUCGCCUCGCACUGCUGCCUGGGCUCCGCGCGCGGGCUCUUCUUCGGCCAGCCCGACUUCUCCUACAAGCGCAGCAACUGCAAGCCCAUCCCCGCCAACCUGCAGCUGUGCCACGGCAUAGAGUACCAGAACAUGCGGCUGCCCAACCUCCUGGGCCACGAGACCAUGAAGGAGGUGCUGGAGCAGGCGGGCGCCUGGAUCCCGCUGGUCAUGAAGCAGUGCCACCCAGACACCAAAAAGUUCCUGUGCUCGCUCUUCGCCCCGGUCUGCCUCGACGACCUGGACGAAACCAUCCAACCGUGCCACUCCCUCUGCGUGCAGGUGAAGGACCGCUGCGCUCCAGUCAUGUCCGCCUUCGGCUUCCCCUGGCCAGACAUGCUGGAGUGCGACCGUUUCCCCCAGGACAACGACCUCUGCAUCCCCCUCGCCAGCAGCGACCACCUCCUGCCGGCCACCGAGGAAGCUCCAAAGGUAUGUGACGCCUGCAAAAAUAAAAAUGAAGAUGACAACGACAUAAUGGAAACUCUUUGUAAAAAUGAUUUUGCACUGAAAAUAAAAGUGAAGGAGAUAACCUACAUCAACAGAGACACCAAAAUCAUCCUGGAGACCAAGAGCAAGACCAUUUAUAAGCUGAAUGGCGUGUCUGAAAGGGACCUGAAGAAAUCGGUGCUAUGGCUCAAGGACAGCUUGCAGUGCACCUGCGAGGAGAUGAAUGACAUAAACGCGCCCUAUCUGGUUAUGGGACAGAAGCUGGGUGGGGAGCUGGUAAUCACCUCGGUGAAGCGGUGGCAGAAGGGGCAGAGAGAGUUCAAGCGCAUCUCCCGCAGCAUCCGCAAGCUGCAGUGCUAGUCUGCCCCCCACCCCCAGGCCCACUCCGCUCCGGGGGCUGGGCUGACCAUUGUGGCUCUGGGUCCUCAGCUCUCAUUUCCCAGCACAGGCUCUCGCAGCUCUGGCCCCAGCCUGGAGCAGCUUCCCUUGCCUUUUGCACGUUUGAACCCCCAGUACCUCCUGAAUUAUAAGGCCCUAGGAGGUGUCCAGAAGGGAUAGCUGUUUUCACGUAAAGGAAAAACCCACCCAGAUCAUGUAGAAAUGUUAGAACUAAUAAAAUCAUGAAUAUUUUUAUGAAGUUUUUAAAUAGCUCACUUGAGUGUUGACUAGGUACAACUGUGACUUGGGUCUGACUCCUGUUUCUCUGUUUGGUUUGGGUCGGCUGUUUUUCACUUUCUGCUGAGGGUGUCCGAACGUGCAAAUAGCUUCAUUUUUCAAUGUGGCCCAAACUGCUGUGGGUCACAGACCUCGUUGAGAUAAAGCUGGCCGUUAUCUCAACAUCUCUCAGCUCCAGCCUGACACUCAGAGCCUAAGUCUUAUUAUUCACUUGUCAUUUUACAUCCUCACUGGGAACUUACAACAACAGUAUGCUACUACAUUUCCAGGUAGAGUACUUCCAUUUAUAAAAAAGCACAUUAACCAUCAUAGCGUGAGUUCUUCAAAUAAUGGGCAAACAGACAGAUUUUAUAAUUGACCUGAAUACUUUAAGCUUUGUUUAAAACAUUUUUUACUUAAUUUUGCAAAUUAAGCAAUUGUAGCUUACCUGUAAUAUACGUAGUAGUUGACCUUAAAAAGUUGUAAAAAUAUUGCUUUAACCAACACUGUAAAUAUUUCAGAUAAACAUUAUAUUCUUGUAUAUAAACUCUACAUCCUGUUUUACCUAC
This is a messenger RNA of Suricata suricatta (meerkat), 2008 nucleotides long. It is a transcript of the gene SFRP2, whose product is annotated as secreted frizzled related protein 2. The coding region runs from base 261 to 1145 and encodes 294 amino acids. Gene Ontology annotation, molecular function: Wnt-protein binding. Gene Ontology annotation, biological process: negative regulation of canonical Wnt signaling pathway; non-canonical Wnt signaling pathway; canonical Wnt signaling pathway. The transcript has 3 exons. Lineage: Eukaryota; Metazoa; Chordata; Mammalia; Carnivora; Herpestidae. The record is from RefSeq and is a predicted model, not a curated record.